Gaeumannomyces tritici R3-111a-1 is the source of this 3792-nucleotide messenger RNA. RefSeq lists its product as hypothetical. NCBI's taxonomy places the organism in Eukaryota, Fungi, Ascomycota, Sordariomycetes, Magnaporthales, Magnaporthaceae. The transcript has 3 exons. Bases 1 to 3792 code for a protein of 1263 amino acids. The record is from RefSeq and is a predicted model, not a curated record.
AUGAAGGGCAGCCGCCGUCAGCCUGCGGCCGCCUCUCAGCAGCAGCCGGCAGCCCCAGCCUCUCCCACCACCAAGGGCACCGCAAAGUACACCAACAAGGACGGUUCCAAGUUCAUAACCGUGCCCAAAGUUGCCUCAUCCACUGCCGACCAACUCUCCCCCACUGCCGCGUCGAUGCCGUCGCCGUCGCCCGCGUCCGCGCCCGCUCCUGGCGCCGACGAGGCCGCCCCUCCAGUCAAUCGCAAGAAGGCCAAGAGGCGGGCAAAGGCAGCGGCCAAGGCAGCAGCCGAGGCCGACCUGACUAGAAGUAUCGUCAAUGGCCUCCCUAGCCCCGCGGCAUCUGGUAGCCACGGCUCCAAGCCGUCGAUCCCCGAGCCCGAGUACAGCGACGACGACCACGCGCACUACCCUAAUCACCAGACUCACGGCAACGGCCACGCGCCACCCCUCGCGUCCAAGUCGAGGAAGAAGAAGGGCAAGAAGGGUGAUGGUUCAGUGGCGUCAGCCAUGUCAUCAUCACGGCAUCCUGCAAGCGCACAUUCACACUCGGCAGCUGGUGACCACGGCCCGCCGCCGCUCGAGCACAGCCUCUCCCGCGCAUCCGGCAUCUCCAAGGAGAAGAUAUGGAACACCAGUUCCCAGGAGGAGCGCCAGCGGAUCAAGGAGUUCUGGCUCGGGCUGGGAGAGGACGAGCGCAAGUCGCUUGUCAAGGUCGAGAAGGAUGCCGUUCUUAAGAAGAUGAAGGAGCAGCAGAAGCACACGUGCAGCUGCACCGUCUGCGGCCGGAAGCGGACAGCGAUCGAGGAGGAGCUAGAGGGCCUGUACGAUGCCUACUAUGAGGAGCUCGAGUCGUUUGCGAACCAACCCAAUCACAAUGGCGAGGCUCCCCCGAUGCUCGGGCCGUCUAGGCACUUCGCCUCAACCGGAGGCUACACAUCCCAGGUCAUGCCAUCGAGCUAUCCACCGCAGCAGCCCUCACGCGGACGUAUAGUCGAGCACGUGGGCGACGACGAGGAGGAGGAGGGUGACGACGACUACAGCGAGGAUGAGGAGGAUGAGGAGGACGAGGACGAGGAGGAGGAGGAGAACGAGUACAGCGACGAGGAGGAGCCCGAGGAAAUCCACCGUGACCACCCGACGGAACACCAGACGGACUUCUUCAACUUUGGCAACUCUCUGACUGUCCAGGGUGGCAUCCUCACUGUGGCCGACGACCUCCUCAAAAACGACGGCAAAAAAUUCAUAGAGAUGAUGGAGCAACUGGCCGAGCGCCGAAUGGCCCGUGAAGAGGACGCCAAGGACCAAUACUCGGGCAACUACCCCCACGCCGUUAACGGCGCCAACUACCCCGCCCACAGCCAUCCGCCACCGCCCGAGGAUGAGGAGGAGUACGAAGAGGACGAGGAGGAGGAGGAGUACGACAGCCAGGAGGAUGAGUACGACGAAGAAGAGGACACGAUGACCGAGGAGCAGAGGAUGGAGGAGGGGCGUCGCAUGUUCCAGAUAUUCGCCGCCCGCAUGUUCGAACAGCGCGUGCUCACAGCCUACCGGGAGAAGGUGGCGAGAGAGCGGCAAGAGAAGCUGCUGGAAGAGCUGGCUGAGGAGAGCCGAGAGGCGGAUCAGCGCAAGGCCAAGAAGGCAAAGGAGGCGCAGAAGCGCAAGGACAAGCUUCAGCAGAAGAAGCAAGCCCUUGCCGAGGAGAAGGCGCGGAAGGAUGCCGAGCGUGCUGCCGAAGAGGCCGAGCGGCUAGCCGAGGAGCAGCGCAAGGCCGAAGAGCAGCGGCAGAAGGCCGAGGAGCGACGGAGGAAGAAGGAGGCACAGAAGAAGGCCGAGGAGGAGGAUAGGUUGAGAAAGGAGGCCGAACGCCUACGACGCCAGAACGAGCUCAAGGAGCGGCAGGCGGAGCAGGAGCGGAAAGCGCGCGAGGCCAAGGAGAAGGAAAAGAAGGCCAAGGAGGAGGCCAAGCAAAAGGAGAAGGCUGCACGCGAGCAAAAGGAGCGCGAGGCUCGAGAACGCAAGGAGAAGCAGGAGAGGGAGAGGCAAGACAGGGAGGCCAAGGCCAAGGCCGAGAAGGAGGCCAAGGAGAAGCAGAGGAGGGAGGAGCGGGCGGCUCAGAAGGCUGCGACCCUCGCCAAUGCACCGGUGCCGAUAACGCUGGUUAAGCGCCCGUCCCAGCAGCAACCGAGUGCAGCUCUCCCGGUCCUCCCACAGAACCCUCCCGCCAGCGUCGCGUCGCCGCAAAUCCCAGUCGCCACACCCGUUAUUCCCAAGCUCCCAACCCCUGCGCGGCCCAGACAGGCGUCUCAGCAAGACCCGAACACGGCGCCCUCGGGGCCCGCCCCGUCGAUGCAUGGAGCAUAUGCCCAGUCCAUGGUGACGGGCCAAAAUACCAUGCCAGAGGCGACCACGCCCGUGCACAUGAGCCCGGCGCCCCUCGCGCAACUGGGCAGAGUUGGUAACCACGGCGCGUCUCCUCUCGACACAGCAACACGGCUAGCUAGCAUGCAGCAGCAGCAGCAAUCGCCGCACCAACCUAACUAUCUACAGCAGCAGCAACCACCUCUGCCGCCGCCCCACGGCAUGGGCUUCGGGGCCCCACUGAGCCUCUUUGGCGGAACAGGCCCCAUGAUCCCCCCUCCUGGUUUUGGGGGUCGCCUGGGACACGACAACAUGUUCCCCACAGCUAUGGGCGCAGAGCGGUUCAGGACCCCAAGCUCGCCGGGACCGCCCGGUCUCGGCAUGCCGAUCCCUUCGAUGAACGGACAUCCAGGCCGUGGUGGCUUCGGUCCCAUGCCGCCUCCGCCAGGAUUCGCGCAGACGCCCGAGCUUGCCACCAUCGGCACGUACGGAAGCCUGCCCAAGGACUCGCCCAUCGGACUGCAGUCGCACUCGAGACACGCGUCGUCGGGCUUUGACUCGCCUGCACCGCCCAUCUCGCGCCCUGCCCCGAUCGGCCAUCCCGGUAGCGUCGUGCAAGGCCAUAGGGGUUCGCUAAGCGCCGCUGGGGACGACGAGGAAGGCGGGGACCUCAGCGACCCGCCUCACCUAGGCUCGAGCGCCCUGAUCGAUGACGAGGACGAACCUCUGCCCGAAUUCAACAGCCUCCCCCGGCGAGGUGUCGCUCCAGGGCCCCGCGGGUUUCCACCAGUGGCCCCGGGGCCGUUCGGAAUGGACCCAACGGGCGCUUUUGGAUCGCCUCUGUGGAGCCACCCCGGGCCGUCACACCUGGCAAGUCCCGGCGGCCUCUUUGGACACACGGCCCCGCCGCCCGGCUUCGGAAGCAUGGCCCCCCUGCCGUCGGCCAUGCCCUGGGGCACGUCGCCGACCUAUGUCGCGCCUGGCCUCGCACGACCCCAGGCGAACCGUUCGGUCCAGAUCCGGCUACUCCUCUGCCGCGCGUGCCAGGAGCUCAGCGAGCUCAGAUCCAAAGCGUCGACGCCCGACCGGUCUGGCGGCAGCAAGACGCGGACGCCGGACCCUGAGAAGGGUUACAACUCUCUCCAAGACAUCAAGGCGCAGAUCGACAUCAUCAACCCUGGCGACAUAGUCACAGUGGCGGAGCUUCUCGACCUGUGCGACACGGAGGGCAACCAGGCGAAUGGGGGCGGCAGCUUCGAGACUCGGCAAGACGACGCGACGAACCAGGUUCACGUCCGCUGGUUACCUACCGACAGUGACCAAGUUACGCAGCGAGCAGUGGGUCGCAGUCUGGGCGAGAUCGGCAGCCCCAUUAUUGGUGGGGGAUCUGGAAGCAGCAACUCGCCGUGGGGAACACCCGUGGGGGGCCGAUAG